AUGAGAAAUUCGAUAUUCAUUUUGGCCGGUUUGAUUUCAAUAUGUAGUGCUUCAAUAUACAGUAAUCAUCGGGUGAAACGAAACGAUUUCACCAACAAUUAUGGGUUCGGACCAUUUGGAGUGGGACCAGCAAACGGAGGAUUUGACAGCUAUGGAUUUUAUAAAGACAAAUUCUAUAACAGCGGUUUGCCUGCAUUGUACACCCACGCAGCUUAUCGCAAUUAUUAUCAUGAGAUCUCUUUCCACAAAAACAAAUACGGUAAACCAGCUCCAACCGACUUCGAAGUACUUCAACAGGAACGAUUUGGACCUUAUUACGAUGGCGUUUGGGGUUAUGCAGAUCAUUCCCCAAAUUGGUUUGGAUAA
Messenger RNA from Caenorhabditis bovis, 366 nucleotides. Lineage: Eukaryota; Metazoa; Nematoda; Chromadorea; Rhabditida; Rhabditidae. The record is from the annotation of a GenBank genome assembly.